Molecule: messenger RNA, 1468 nt
Organism: Conger conger (European conger)
Lineage: Eukaryota; Metazoa; Chordata; Actinopteri; Anguilliformes; Congridae
Exons: 5
Coding region: 14-817 (267 amino acids)
Source: RefSeq, a predicted model, not a curated record
UUCACUCUGUAUCAUGUCAUGUGUCUCUAUGCUGCUGCUUCUAAGUGGUCAUAUCUUUUUGGUCUUCAUGGAGUCUGUGGUCGGAGGGCCUCUGGGGCCAAAUAUCACACUCUCGCCGAGGCGUGAGCUCACUCAGGGUGAAAACUUCAACAUUACAUGCCACAUUCAGCAUCCAGGAGAGACUGUUGUCCUGGAAUUCAAUGACUCCAGCAUCAAUGGCUCCUCCCAUCACUCCCAAAAUGACUCCAUCACCUUCAUGUUUCAAGCUGGCCCAUCCAACUCUGGGAAGUACAGCUGUGUCUAUCAGACUACAGGUCCCAGUGGCAACUACAACAUUUCCAAGAGUGACGUGGUGAUUGUUAAUGUCAAAGUUGAGUCUGUGUUGGUGCUUAUUGUGGCAGCAUUAGCAGGCGGAGCUGUGUUCCUGCUCCUCCUUAUCCUUCUCUGUGUCUGUCUGGCCCGUAAGUCCAAGGCCCAUACAGAAGCAGCUGUCCUUACAUACCAGAGUCAGCCUGUGGACAGAGAAGACCUGGAUUCAGAACCUGAUUACAUGGAGCCAUCAGAGGGCAGCAGCAGUGCCAGUUACGUCAACAUAGAGACACACGAUUUAAGGGAAGGAUGCAAAGACCUAGACACACAAUUGGAGUGGAAUAAAGCAAUCUAUGUCGAUACGGGGACUCCUGAGGAAGAAGAGAGCGAGGAUGAGGAGGAUUACGUAAACACGGAAACAGUGUGGAAGUGCAGUGCGCCUGCCGGAGACAGCGACAGUGAGCCGGACUAUGAGAACUCUGCGUGCCUCAGUGGCACAGCCAAGUGAAGAAACAGCCGCAAUUCAGGGAGCCUGAAAUGUGCGACUAGAGCACACUCUGUAGGCCUAAUGUGCUUCUGUAGGUUUAAAUUAUUAUAACCACAUCAUACACAGUGAGCUUCAUGAGCUUAUUAUGACCACAUCAUACACAGUGAGCUUCAUGAGCCUUGGGACAAAGACACAUUUUUCUGGAUUUGGCUCUGUACUGUACUACACCAUUUUCAUUUUGCAAUCAAUCAAAUGACUUGUGGUUAGAAUGUAGAUUUUGUUUCACAGGCAUUUCUGAUUAGUGAGAUGUGUUCAUUCGCUUCCUUACAGGUGUAAGAAAGAGCUUUCAGUAGCUGUUCAUGAUUCUAAGCUUUCGAUUGCCUCUGGAGUCUGUUAUUGGCAUUGGUCAAGGGCCAGGGUUGUGUCAGUGAAAGUCAAGGAAGCCAUUAAGAGGCUGUGAAAUAAUAAGAACAAAUAAAACAAAUAAAGAGGCCCAAGCAAUAGGCUUACCAAAAUGAACAGUUUUGAACAUCAAGAAGGAAGAGAGAACGCCUGUCUUGAUGUUGACAUAUGCCAAUAACUCCAAAUGAAACCAACAUUGAAUAUUUUGGUUAGAUACAGCAUCGGCAUGUUUGGCAUUGAAACAGAGAUGCAUAAAAGAUGUUUGUCAUA